AUGGACCCUUCUGUUAUCGAAAAUUUUUGCAGUAUUACUGGGACGUCUGAAAUAGAAGCUAGACAUUUUCUGGAAGCUUUCGAUUGGAAUUGUGACGAGGCAGUCAAGGCGUAUUUUGAUUCAGAGGAUGCUAUUCAUUCAAGCGAUGGUUCUCAUUUUGACCAAGCUAUUCAACCACCGAGUAAGAGCAACAAUGAGCCUUCACUUUCCACAUUUAAUAAACCACCAUACAGCAAGCCCAAAAUAGCAACUCUGAGUACAUUGGAAAAUGACAGUGAUGAUGAAUCUGAUAAGGGACAGGCAUUCUACGUUGGCGGUUCAGAGACUGGAGGUGGUGGUCAACAAGUCCUUGGUCCUCCAAGACGUGGUGAUAAUGAAAAAAUUCAUAACCCUUCCCAAACUCCUGACGUUUUCAUCCGUAAUCUUUUUCAAGCUGCUAAAGGUAAAGGAGCAGAAGUAUUGGAUACACACGAAUACAAUGAAUACAAAAGUAAAUCGAAAAAGCAAUUGCCUUUUAGUGGAACUGGCUACAAGCUCGGUGAUGAUCUUAAUGCUCCUCCCCAGGUCGAGGCAACUACUGCGAGCGGUUCCAGCACAAACAAUGUCUCUGAAAAAAACGUUGUUGUAAAAAUGUGGCGUGAUGGUUUUAGUUUAGACAGUGGGCCGUUACGUUCAUAUACUGAUCCAGAUGCUUCUAAUUUUUUGAAUGCAAUACAGAAUGGUCAAAUCCCUGAAGAACUUUUAAAAUCUGCUGGUGGAAGUAUGGUUAAUGUUAUGCUCGAAGAUCAUCACCAUGAAGAGUGGAAGGCUCCUUCUGCUCCUAAGAUCAAACCUUUUUCUGGCGUAGGACAUAUGCUUGGUUCUCCGCUUCCUCACAUAGUCUCAAAUGCUCCAACUAAAGUCAAUGUCAAUGAAAAGCAUGAACCCGGUGUUACAGUAGACGAUACCAAACCGGUAACACAAAUUCAGAUCCGACUACCUGAUGGAUCGAGAUUUGUGGUCCGUCUAAACAAUUUUCAUACGAUUGGUGAUAUUAGGAGAGCAAUAGUCAGUGAAAGACCUGAUUUGGCUUCCAGAUUAUUUGCAUUGAUGACAUCAUAUCCAACUCGUGUGUUAAAUGAAGAUGCACAAACACUAGAAGAUGGCGAUCUUUUGAAUUCAUCACUAAUAGUUCGAUUUAUAUAA
Schistosoma rodhaini is the source of this 1185-nucleotide messenger RNA. The record is from the annotation of a GenBank genome assembly. NCBI's taxonomy places the organism in Eukaryota, Metazoa, Platyhelminthes, Trematoda, Strigeidida, Schistosomatidae.